This is a messenger RNA of Morone saxatilis (striped sea-bass), 861 nucleotides long. RefSeq names its product ladybird homeobox 1a (gene lbx1a). The coding region runs from base 1 to 861 and encodes 286 amino acids. Gene Ontology annotation, biological process: regulation of DNA-templated transcription. The record is from RefSeq and is a predicted model, not a curated record. Lineage: Eukaryota; Metazoa; Chordata; Actinopteri; Moronidae. The transcript has 2 exons. Gene Ontology annotation, molecular function: DNA-binding transcription factor activity, RNA polymerase II-specific; DNA binding.
AUGACCUCUAAGGAGGACACCAAAUGCCCAGCGGUGCUGGAGGAGCGGAGGCGCAGUCCGCUGGAUCAGCUCCCGCCGCCAGCCAACUCCAACAAGCCGCUGACGCCUUUCAGCAUCGAGGACAUCCUCAGCAAGCCGGCCGUGCGAAGGAGCUACUCCCUGAGCGCGGCGGCACACCACAUCUCUCCCGGAGAGAAGCUGCCCUCGGCGGGUCACAGCCUGUCCGGCCGAGCGCUGCUCAGUCAGACCUCCCCGCUGUGCGCGCUGGAGGAGCUGGCCAGCAAAACCUUCAAGGGGCUGGAGGUCAGCGUCCUGCAGGCGGCCGAGGGCCGAGACGGUCUGACGCUGUUCGGCCAGAGGAACACCCCUAAGAAGCGGCGGAAGUCCCGCACGGCGUUUACCAACCACCAGAUCUACGAGCUGGAGAAGCGCUUCCUGUACCAGAAGUACCUGAGCCCGGCGGACCGGGACCAGAUCGCCCAGCAGCUCGGUCUGACCAACGCGCAGGUCAUCACCUGGUUCCAGAACCGACGGGCAAAGCUCAAGCGGGACCUGGAGGAGAUGAAAGCGGACGUGGAGUCCGCCAAGGCCGCGGGCUCUGUGGCCUUUGAGAAGCUCUCAAAGCUGGCCGAGCUGGAGAAGUGCGCGGCCGGAGGUAUGGGCGGUGGGCCGGUUACAGCGCCGGGCCACACCAAGUCCGACCCGGCCUCCACCAGGGUCCACCACGACACCGCCGAGAAUCUCGACUCCAGCAGAGCGCACAUGUCGCCUCAUUCACCCGCCUCGUCGUGGUACACGGACCGGCUGAGCAGCCAGUGCUGCUCGGAGGACGAAGAUGAGGAGAUUGACGUGGAUGACUAA